Sclerotinia trifoliorum is the source of this 2971-nucleotide messenger RNA. Lineage: Eukaryota; Fungi; Ascomycota; Leotiomycetes; Helotiales; Sclerotiniaceae. The record is from the annotation of a GenBank genome assembly.
CUACGCAGCAUCAAUCAUCUCUUUUAUUUCUACAUCUGAGGACCAGACAAGGACUCGAAGGAAUAAAAGACUAUCAAUCGGAAGCUUGCUUACUACUUUAACAACACCCUUCAAUUCUUCCAUUUAUUAAGCUUUCCUUAUCCUUCUCGCCUCUUUUCUUCUCCACGAGCUAAGAUAGAGAAAUCAAAAAUAAUAAAUCCAACAACCUUCCUUUCGUUCCUCUUGUUCCUCUUGUUCUCAGACACCACUCUUCUUCGAAACAGUAAAACCCCACCUCAACUGGACUCGUGCCCCGCUGAUCGCAACAACCACCUUCUAAUAACAACAACAUAAACUUCCAACCAUAUUUCCAUUUAAUUCUUUUUAAAUAGAUUUCGAUCAAAAUAUUUUGGGCAUGGAUACAAUGCUGGGUAACGGAGCGCCACAACCGCCGCAGCCGCAUAUGCGAAAUGGCAGCAGCUCCAACAAUCAAUACCCUCGGCAUAUGAGCACCGGUAGUUUGAAUAUUCCAAAUGGUCAAUCGGGUCCUAUCAAUGGUGCUUCUCCUAGAGCGGAUGGAGCUGCAAGAAGUCCCCCUACUAGACAAAGUGAGCAUCCAAAGCUUCCGGAGAGUUGCUGGAGUUAAAGUUCUGAUGCGGGAUUUAUAGAUACCGGCCAUGUUCCGUGUAAAUUCUUUAGACAGGUGAGCAAGAUUCGAGCUUCGGUCUUUUAGCAGGAAUGAAUGCUGAUGUGAAUUGUUUAGGGUACUUGUCAAGGUACGUCAUACAAACUGAAGAAGGUCAUCACCAGAGCCUUGAACUAAUAAUCUAUAGCUGGUCAAGCUUGCCCAUUCAGUCACGAUCUAGCUAGUACAACUGAUAAUGUCUGCAAAUACUUUUCAAAGGUACGUGGUCUAAUUCGCAGAAUGAAAGCAGGGUUUUAACAGUCUGCGAAGGGUAAUUGCAAGUUUGGUCCUAAAUGCGCAAACAUACACGUUCUGCCUGAUGGAAGACGGAUUAAUUACAAAGCAAAUAUGCCACCGAUGGCACCGGCUCUGAAUCUUGGAGGACGAAUAAACCCAGAUCCAUACCAUGGACAAGGUUCGGCUUUAACAAAUUCUUUCGCCCGGGCUCAGGGUGUACCCACUUCACCAUAUGGUCAACCUUAUGGCCCUUUCACAACACAAGAGGACGGAUUUGUUCCUAUGGUUGGCAGACAGCAGAGUGUUGAUAUCAAUAUUCCGACGAUCGAUACGAGUUAUGCAUCGCAUCCCGGAUCAAAUUAUGGAUCGCCUAGAGAUGAUAUGAUGGAUCGAUUUGGCCUUGGACUUUCACCAGUCGCUGCCAAGGGUUUAAGUGUCUUGGAUGCUCCUUUGCCAGCUUCAUUCGAUAGUAACGGUGUAUCAUGGAUCGCAAGACAUGGGAAAGUAGCAUCCUCAGUUCCUACGAAGUUCGGCAUCGAUUCGCCCCCAUCAUCAGUUGGUGGAGGAAAGCCAACAGACGCCCUAAGAAGCCUACAUAGCUCUGCAUUUGGAGAUGACACUAGGGAUCGAUUCAACGGAAUCGCAUCAUCUCCGCCAUCCGAAGAAUAUUUUGGGAAACGCACUAUGCAUUCUCAGCGAUCGACCAAACCAAAGAUUAUAUCGGCAAGUCUUCCAAGAGAGCAUAAAGAGCUAGACUGGUCAGAGGCUUUUUCGUUUGAAGAAGAUUUACUACCGGAAGCUCUCCAUGAUCUUAUGACACCAGCAGAAAAAGCUAGAAGAAAUUCUCGGGCCGCCUACGAUGAAUCAAAGCCAUCUCGGGUAUUUUACGACGAAGGAAGAUCAACCUACAGUGGAACAGGUACCCCGAGCAAUGAGACCCCGACAAAAUUUGGCUCUCCAUCAAACGGAAGCCCUUCUUCUAGAUGGGGUGCUUAUUUUCAACCAAAAGCCAAGGAAGAAGAGAUUUCUCGAGCUUCAGUAUUUGGUCAUGUAGGCUCUCCACUUCGAAACUCUCUUCUUCAUGAAGGAGCAAGCCCUAGCUCAAGACCAAUUGCUCGCCCUAAUACAUCUGGUGAUGCAUUGUCAAAUGUUGCAUCUCCACCUCGCCAAACUUCCAUGUCUAUCAUUUCACAACAACUCCAGCGGACUCGUCUCUCCAGAGCCGAAUCCAAUUGUAGCGAUCCCAGCCUUCUUUCAUCAUCAGCAACGCGCACUAUUACCACUCCCAUUGGUUCGGGUCGAUCGGCCUUUUUGGCUGAUAGACAACCUAGCUCUACCAGUAUUGGUGGCAGUGGCAGAUUUACUACACCCAUUGACGAAGAACAAGGUGAUUUCGUUUUCAAUAUGGAAGGCAUGGAUGAUGAUGAGAGAAGUCAGAAAAGAAGCAGCCCUUGGAACAUCGCUGGAAGUAACAAGAGCCCCAGCUUAGGCGCUGUUGGUGGUGGUCGAAGCAUUCCAGCAAAUAAGACUAACGGCAGUGGCCUCGAUGGAAUGUUUGGUGGACGAUGAUUUGAACCGCACUUUUGGGUUCAAUCGGCACUGUCGCUUGACCAUUGGAUCUUUCGGACUUCUUGACACAUACAUCGAUUUACCAUCAUCUCUUCUCUUGUACCUUUCGUUAUUCGAUUUUCAGCUAAAAAAUUUCCUCGGACACCAACAAUCAACAUCCGACCUACUUCCGCACAUAUCUCCGAACAUAUUACGAUUGUAUCAUAGAAAGUUUGACCUUGGUUCCUUCUAAUGCAUCUGGGGUCAAUUACAAAGUUCAUUGCUUUUACUUGCCUUCUCUGCAAUUCUGCAUAAUAGGGUAACGACGGAAAUUUGGGGAUUAUGGAAAUUUGCUUUAGUUUUUUUUCUUGAAUUGGGAAGCGGGGAGUUUUUUAUGAGGUGAUAUGAUCAUAGCAAAAGGUAAAAGAUCAUUGCAAAUACUGCAUACAUACUAGAAUGGUUAUGAAUGAUAGGAAGCAAGAAUGGCAAUGAAAAUAACAAUAACAAGUUUGUAGAUUAUGA